Haemonchus placei is the source of this 696-nucleotide messenger RNA. The record is from the annotation of a GenBank genome assembly. Lineage: Eukaryota; Metazoa; Nematoda; Chromadorea; Rhabditida; Trichostrongylidae.
AUGGCUUUUUCUCCUGCAAAGGUAGUAACGAUUCUACUUGCUGAAUUCGGUACGUCCGAAGACAGCACUGAGGCAUCUCGUGAGGAGAGGAAGGUAGCAGGUUCACCGCUAUACUUCGCAGGGCGGUCGCCACUGCGGUUGAUGUCGAAACCGAUGAAUGCUUGGAGUCAGAUGUUUCUGCGGAAUCUGACUAGGACCAUUGAGAUGGAGAUGGUCACGAAAGUUCUGGCAAGACGAGCGAACUCGAAAUUGGCAAGACGAAAGGAUCGUCGAGAGCAAAAUGGCUCUCACGAUACCUAUACCAUCCUCCCAGUGAUCUAUGCUGACGGCAAGCUGGGGAAAAAGUUAUAUGUUGUUCUUCAAGAAAAGGAGAACCCGCGUCAAGGUUACUUCAAAGCUCCGGAUCUGGUAGUCAGAGCGGGCACAACACACAUCAUGACUAAGGAACUCAUGGUCGAUUGGAUUAGGAAUUGUCUUUUUGCGAGCAGGGACGGUCACCAGGAACUGCACCUUAUUGCAGAAUCGUGGUCGUCCUUCCGCGAUACCAACACCAUCAGAUAAGCUGUACCUGAAAGAUGUAAAGAUGAAGUACACAAAAUUCCUCCCAUUGUUGCGUCGAUGAUUCAGCCAUUGGACGUCUUUUUCUUCGGUCCUAUGAAGAAUGUUAGAAGAUUAUUAGAUCUAGAGCUAUGUUGA